Molecule: messenger RNA, 680 nt
Organism: Lucilia sericata (common green bottle fly)
Lineage: Eukaryota; Metazoa; Arthropoda; Insecta; Diptera; Calliphoridae
Product: vegetative cell wall protein gp1
Exons: 2
Coding region: 1-645 (214 amino acids)
Source: RefSeq, a predicted model, not a curated record
AUGAUGCAUGUUAAAGUGGCUUUUGCCUUGCUAGCUUUAGCUGUUGUAUUGGCCCAGGCUAAACCUUCUCUUCCCUAUGGUUUCCAUGGAGUACCCGAUCAUUUGGAUUUAGUGCCACCAGUAUUACCACCAGCUCACUUCCAUGCUGCUGGACCUUUGCUACCUCAUCACCAUCACGCUAAAUUUUUACCACCCGCACAUUUCCAUGCUUCUCCUGUUCUACCAGCUCCUGCUCCUUUACUUCCAGCCCCAGCUCCCUUGUUGCCCGCUCCUGCACCUUUGUUGCCCGCUCCUGCUCCAUUGCUACCAGCUCCCGCACCAUUGUUGCCAGCUCCCACACAUUUCCUCCCCGCCCCCGCUCAUGUAGUCCCUGCUCCAGCUCCUUUGAUUCACACUCAUGUUGUACCUGCCCCCACUCCCAUCCUUCCUCCGGUCUUUGAAGCCCUACCCUUCGUAGAACCCCUACCCAGCUAUCGCGCUAUUCCUGGACCUAAAACCACCACUCAUCAUGUGUCUGUUGGUUAUGCUUUCCCCCAACCACGUUUAGCUAAACUACAUGCCCAUCAUGUACAUGCUGUGCCUCAUGCUCAUCUCCAUGCUGCACCUUUGACAUUGGCUCAUCAUCAUCAUCAUACACUUUUCUAGAAAUUUCACCUUUUCCUUUGCAAAAGGAUUUCAUU